AAAUGAUACUCUUUUUAUUUUACUUUUUUAUAACUGGAUUAGGGAUAAAAACAAUUAAUUUUAAUGAGGAUUAUUUGAAUGGAGAAGAAUUAUUUGAAUUAGAAGAUUCUGAUUAUUUUGUAAUUUAAGAGAUAGAGAAUGGAACUAUGUUUUUUUAAGUAACAUCAACUGACACUUAGAAAUAUAUAUAGAUAGAGUAAUAUUAAAUUAGAUAAAAGGUUGAUAUUUUUAGCUCCAGGGGAUGGGAAAGUUAAUUUGUCUUUUACCAUAAGUAAAAACAGUCUUCCUUCAUUGAAAGACAAUAAAACAAUCUCAUCAACAUAUGCUGAUGUAAAUGGUUAUUAUCUUCGGAAGAGUUAUCAAAACAUUGUGAUACCAGCAAAUUCAUUUAGAUCAGGUGAUUAAUUUUAUAUAACUAAUUUAAAAAGGGAAAAAGAUUAAACAUAUUAAUAUAAUAUUAGAAUAAAGAAGAGUGAUAGUACUCCAUGUCCUAAUGAUUGUACUUCAGCUUCUUACGGAUUUUGUAAUUUAGGUACAUGUGCGUGUGAACCAAAUAGAGUUGAUAUGGAUUGUUCUAAGAAAGCAACACCAUUAAUGAUAGAUAAAAGAAUGGAUAAUAUUACAGUUAGUGGAAUAGAGUAUUUUUAUUUUGAAUAGAUAACAUAAUUAGAAACAAUUUUAUUAGAUGUUGGAAUUUCUAAUAUCUUAAUUGCAGAAUAUUCUUCAAUCUUUGUUUAUUUUAUGUUUGAAAACUUUAAAUAUGGGGUACCAACUCCAUAUUAUAAUAAUUAUUCUUUUACUUUUAGUCCAGACUCAAAAACUAAAUCAUUAAUUAUAGAUGUUUCAGGUUUAAAUAGUAAUCCAGAUUUAAAUAGGUAAUUAAAUGUAAUUAUAUUAGAUUUAAUCGUCUUAUAUUAUCUAUUGUCGUACCUGAUACAUGUUAAUUUUAUUUUAAUAUAAGUAUUCCUUCAGAAGAUUCAGAAGUUAAUACAAAUUUGAUGCUUAUUUAUUUUUUGGUUUCUCUAGCUGUUGUUUUAGUGUUAACAUGGAUUAUCGUAACAUUAAUUAGAUAUAGAUAAAGAAAUAGAGUUUAAAAUGAAAUUCAAUUCAAUUAAUAAUAAUCAAAUUAAUAAUAAAGAAGAGGUUAAAAAAGUGGUAUCAGUGUAUAAUAAUUGGAUCAUUUUAUGCAAAAGACUUUAUGGAAAAAUUUAGAUUAAAAUCAAAGAAUUAAAGAAAGGAAAAUGGAUCAUCGAUAAUUCGAAGCUUGUACUGUUUGCUUAAUCGAAUAUGAUAAAGAUUCAAUAUGUAGAGUAACUCCAUGUGUUCAUGUAUUUCAUUCAGAUUGCUUAUAAUAAUGGAUGGUAGAAAAAAAACAUGAAACAUGUCCUAUGUGUAGAGAAGAAUUGAAUGAACAAGCAUUAGAGAAAUUUGCAGAAUAAGAGAAAAAUAAUCAUCGAAAAGAAAACUCAGCAUUAAAAAAAAUUGAAAUUAAAAAUAGACCUGAAAAUACCUUAAUGGUUAUCUAAUAAUAAAGAUCUAGUCAGCAAUUUUCUUGA
Messenger RNA from Paramecium sonneborni, 1556 nucleotides. Lineage: Eukaryota; Ciliophora; Oligohymenophorea; Peniculida; Parameciidae. The record is from the annotation of a GenBank genome assembly.